Urocitellus parryii (Arctic ground squirrel) is the source of this 1691-nucleotide messenger RNA. The record is from RefSeq and is a predicted model, not a curated record. NCBI's taxonomy places the organism in Eukaryota, Metazoa, Chordata, Mammalia, Rodentia, Sciuridae.
GCGCCCCGGCGCCGCGUGAGAGACUGUAAUAGCGGCGGCUCCCAGGUGAGCAUAGCGCGAGCUCCCCUUUUGUCGCUCCCCCGGGCGCGCCCGCCACCUUCCCCGCGGUUCGGGAUCCGUUUCCCGUCUCCAGCGCCCAGGCGGCGGCGAGCACUCGGAUAUAUUUUUGCCAUCAUGGAUCGGUUUGAAGAUAUAUCAGAAGGUGAAGUAGACCAUUCUUUCUUUGACAGUGACUUUGAAGAAGCAGCAAAGAAAUGUGAAAGUAACUUAGUUGUGGACAAGCAAAAUUAUGAUCCUAAAGAGAGAAUAGAUAAGAGCACAGGAAAUAUAAACUUAAAAUUUGGAAUACAAAACAAAUGUUAUCUUACUGAGAAGGGAAAUGAAAGAAAAGCAAAACUUCUUUCAGACGAACAUCUUGUAAAGAAUGAUAUUUUGCAAACCAGUUCUUCAUUGACCACUUCUUCAGGAUCAAAAAAAUUGUAUGAUGCUGCAACAGGUCAUAAAAUACACUUGCCCAUUCCAAGUAGAAUUCCCAAAAUUGUAAAAGAAGGUGAAGAUGAUUACUAUACUGAUGGAGAAGAAAGCAGUGAUGAUGGGAAAAAACAUCAUGUAAAGUCCAGGUCAGCUAAAGCAUCUAAUAACUUCAAAAAAAGCAUGAGCAAAAAGUAUUCCAAAGUUAGUUCCUCUUCCUCUUCUUUGUCUUCCUCAUCUUCAAGUUCAGGUACAGACUGUUCAGAUGCAGAAUCAGACAUCUGUAAAUCUCAUUCGCGUCCAUCAUCAAGGAAACCUAUAUCUGGUGUAACCCUCUUAUCACCAAAACAGAAAUAUAAGUCAAGAAUAAAAUCAGCAGGAGCACAACCCUAUUCAAGUACUAAGCCAAAAAUCAAUGACUCUCCAGAGGAAUCUGAAGAUACUGUGACAGAUGUAACUCCUUUAUCAACUCCAGACAUUAGCCCUAUUCAGUCUUUUGAAUUGGGUGCAUCAAAUGACCAAAAAAUAAAAGUUAAAAGGCAAGAAAAUGUGAGUCAAGAGGUAGAUGAAGAUGUUGAGGUUUUAAAAAAUGAUUCAAAACAUUUGAAAACAGCCAGGAAAGGGAAAGAAAAAUGUGGACCUAAUCUCACCCCAAAUUCACCGGAUUCUGAUUUAGAUCAUAGGUAUAAACAGAAAGUCUUACAUGACACAAUGGAUCUGAAUCAUCUCUUAAAAGCUUUUCUGCAGUUAKAUAAAAAGGUACCUCAAAAACAUCACUUUGAUCAGCCUUCAGUAGUACCUAGAAAAAACUACUCUUUCACAAGAGAAGAGGUGCGAAAAAUUGAUCKGGAAAAUCAGAGGCUUUUGAAAGAACUGUCAAGGCAGGCUGAGAAGCCCRGAAGCAAAAGUGCAAUUCCCAGAAGAUCAAUUGGUCAUCCCCCUAAGUUAUAUCAUAGUGCUCUCAAUAGACAGAAGGAACAACAAAGGAUUGAAAGAGAAAAUUUGGCUUUAUUGAAAAGGCUUGAAGCUGUGAAGCCAACAGUUGGUAUGAAACGCUCAGAACAGCUGAUGGACUAUCAUCGUAAUAUGGGUUAUCUCAACGCUACACCACCUUCCAGACAAGUGAGAUCUGCACUUGGCCAAUACAGCCCAUUAAGUAAGCAUACUUAAAACUUUUUUGUACUUUUUUGUAUACUUUCUUCAAAAAAUAUAUAUAUAUA